GGAGAGAGGAGAGCGAGAGAGGGAGAGAGAAGAGGGAGAGAGACAGAGAGGAGAGAGGAGAGAAUUCAGCCUUUAAUUAGUUGCGAUGUUUUAGAUUUGCAGAUGUUUAGUAUCGCAGGCGUGUUUCAUUCUGCAUGAAUCGACUUUUUAAGAAACACAAAAUUAAACACAACAACUGUAUUGAUAUCUUAUUUUCUGUUGGAGAAAGAAAGCCAGCCCUUUUGAAGCAAGGUCGGGUGCAAAGGAGCGGUUUCUUCAUAUUUGAACAGCAGGAUGCCGUCGGUAAUGGAGCGGGCCGGUGCGGGAAUCCUGUCCCGGAGCCGGGCCAAAAAUGCGAGCAACGGAAACAGCGUUCAGCACUCUGAGGAGAGCAGCGAUGAAGAACACGCCAGCGACAGCAUGAUGAUCAGAGUUGGUGGAGACUAUCAAGCUGCUAUCCCAGAGUGCAAAGCAGACGCAGAGACUCGCUUCAGCGAGAAGGAAUCCAAAGGCAUGUUGGUCUGGUCUCCCAAUCAAGUCGUGUCGGACGCGAAACUGGACGAGUACAUCGUGAUGGCGAAGGAGAAGCAUGGUUACAACAUGGAGCAGGCUCUGGGGAUGCUGCUGUGGCACAAGCACGACGUAGAGAAGUCUCUCGCUGACCUGGCUAACUUCACCCCCUUCCCUGAGGAGUGGACUCUGGAGGACAAGGUGCUGUUCGAGCAGGCCUUCAGCUUCCACGGGAAGAGAUUCCACAGCAUACAGCAGAUGCUCCCGGAGAAGGUGAUCCCAAGCCUGGUGAAGUAUUACUACUCCUGGAAGAAAACGCGCAGCCGCACCAGCGUGAUGGACAGGCAGGCGCGCAGGCUGUUGAGCAGCAAAGAGAAGGAGGAGAGCAACGACGAGAUGGAGGAGGGGAACGGAGCCAGCGACAGCGACUUCCACGCCGACGCCAAGAGAGAGUCCAUCUCUCACAGGCAUCCUGGUGGUGGUUCUGGCGCUGGUUCUGGUCGGAUGGGUCCAAUGAAGAAGGAUCCGCUGAGCUUCCAGAACCGACACCACCCCCUGCGAGCUCGCCGGCGCCCCCCCAAGGGCAUGUACCUGAGCCAGGAGGACAUCACAGCCGUGUCAGCAAACACGGACACUGCGACCCUGAGACAGCUGGACACACAGCUAGUGUCUCUCAAACGCCAGGUCCAGAACAUCAAACAGAUCAACAGCAGCCUGAAACAGAACCUGGAGAAGGGAAUCGACCAACUGCGCCCUCUGGAGGGGAACCCCAAGGUGAAUUCGCGAUGGACGACUGAGGAGCAGCUCCUUGCAGUGCAGGCGAUCCGUAAGUACGGGACGGACAUGGCGGCGAUCGCCGAGGUCGUCGGGAACAAAACCGUCCCGCAGGUCAAAUCGUUCAUCGUGAGCUACAGGCGCCGCUUCAACCUGGAGGAGGUGCUGCGCGAGUGGCAGGCCGAACAGGAAGUGCCGGGGCAUGCUGGGAGCGCGGCCUCGUUCGACGGGGGCAAGGGCUCGGGGGCGGGGUCGACCGCCAGCAGCGAGGAGGAUGAGGAGGAGGAGGAGGAGGUCAGAGGUGGUGGAUUUUUCACAGUGUGCUUUUUCUCCUCAUGCUGAUGGGCUUGCUGUCUGGCGGCCCGCAUCUGGAGAACCGUCAACCAGACUGUCA
Polyodon spathula (Mississippi paddlefish) is the source of this 1657-nucleotide messenger RNA. RefSeq names its product REST corepressor 2 (gene rcor2). The record is from RefSeq and is a predicted model, not a curated record. Gene Ontology annotation, biological process: regulation of transcription by RNA polymerase II; negative regulation of DNA-templated transcription. Gene Ontology annotation, molecular function: transcription corepressor activity. NCBI's taxonomy places the organism in Eukaryota, Metazoa, Chordata, Actinopteri, Acipenseriformes, Polyodontidae. Bases 274 to 1605 code for a protein of 443 amino acids. The transcript is spliced from 12 exons. Gene Ontology annotation, cellular component: histone deacetylase complex; transcription regulator complex.